AUGGCUUUCAAUAAUGCAUCAGCUGGAAGUUCAGCAACUCUCCUUUCCUCUUCUAUCCUACUGCUCCUCUUCGCAUCAUGCUUCACCACAAGCCUAGCCAAUGUUCUAAAAUCUGGUGAAGAACUUUCCAGUGGGAAUUCCUUAUCAAUCUACGACUAUAAAUUUAUAAUGGAGAAAGAUUGUAAUUUAGUGUUAUAUGACAAAAAUAUAACUCUCUGGUCGUCGAACACCGCAAAAAUGGGCACGCACUGUAAAUUGCGUUUGCAAGAUAAUGGUGAGAUGAACAUCUUCGCUGGUACGAACAGCGUCUUGAUAUGGAGCAGUGAGACAGGAGGGGCAUAUGGUAAAUACGCACUUGUGCUCCAACCAAAUGGUAAUGUUGUGGUCUAUGGAUCUCCACUGUGGUCUACCGGUGCACGUAUUCCUAAAGAUUAG
Molecule: messenger RNA, 435 nt
Organism: Phalaenopsis equestris
Lineage: Eukaryota; Viridiplantae; Streptophyta; Magnoliopsida; Asparagales; Orchidaceae
Product: mannose-specific lectin-like
Exons: 1
Coding region: 1-435 (144 amino acids)
Source: RefSeq, a predicted model, not a curated record